AUGGCGCACGACAAUCUGAGCACCGAAGAGAUCGAAAGAGCAUCCCAGCUUCGAAGUGCACAAGACAAGGCCGUUGCUCUCUUCGAGGAGAUCGAGCGCGAUUUGAUCCGACCGGGAAUCGCCGAAAAGACUCUAAAUGCAGAAAUCUACCAACUAGGACUCGAUCGCUAUGGCAUCAAGACCCACUGGCACAAACGAGUCAUCCGCAGUGGACCAAACACCUUGAGCCCGUUCAGUGAUAACCCUCCAGAUCGUGUCAUUCAGCCUGAUGAUAUCCUUGUGGUUGACCUGGGGCCGGUCUUUGAAGCCUGGGAAGCCGACUUUGGGCGCACUUUCGUCCUAGGAAAUGACCCGAAUAAGCAGAAGCUGCGGGAUGCCCUUGAGCCGAUCUGGAAUACAGUCAAGGCAAAAUACCGCGAAAACCCAGAAAUGUCGGGCGACGAGCUAUACAAUAUCUCCUGCCAGGUUGCGAAAGAAGAGGGGUGGGAUUUCGGCGCGGAUAUUGCGGGUCAUCUCGUUGGAUCGUUCCCUCAUGAACGCAUUCCGCGGGAUAGAAUCUCGCUCUAUAUCGCCAAGGGCAAUAAUGAGUCAAUGGGCCUGUCAGGCCGUGACGGGUUCAAGCGUCAUUGGAUUCUGGAGAUUCAUCUUCAUGAUCGGGCGCGCGGGUUUGGUGGCUUCUACGAGCAGCUUUUAACGGUCGAUUAG
This is a messenger RNA of Penicillium egyptiacum, 705 nucleotides long. The record is from the annotation of a GenBank genome assembly. Lineage: Eukaryota; Fungi; Ascomycota; Eurotiomycetes; Eurotiales; Aspergillaceae.